GCAGCCUCGCGCUCGCCUCGGGCCGCUUCCGGCCGCGCAGGCGUCGUGGGCCGCGAGCCGGAUUUGGUGGUCGCCGGAUCUGGUGGUCGACAGAAGGAAGAUCCUAUCUGCGGUGUGGAGAAUGGAUUGGAACAAAGAAAGGCCUUGCAGGGGUCAGCUGUAGAAGCCCAGUACUUCCAUAGGCCAGAAGACACCGCCACAUCUCCUGGGAUGGAAUGACAGAGGCUGUGAGCUGCCAUGUGGGUCCCGGCGCAACACUGAGGGACCCAGACACAUGGAUGGGGACCCGGCUGGGAGAAGGAAGAGACCCCUGAAGGAACUGACAUGGGACAGCCACAUGGAAACAGGAAAGGUCUCCCCCACAGAGAAGUCCCCCGGGGCCUUGGGCUCCUGCUCGCCUUGGCCCUUAUGAACGUGCUCCUUUACCUCUGCCUCGACCAGUUUUUCGUUUCCCCUCGAUCUGCGGAGGACCCCAGGCGCUGUCCUCAUGGUUCCUUCAGAAUGGGACGGAUGAGAAACUGCUCACGCUGGUUGUCCUGUGAGCAGCUGAGGACGGAAGUGAGGCAGCUGAGGCGCGUGGGGGAAGGAGCCGUGAAGAGAGUCUUUCUGUCGGAGUGGAAGGAACACAAAGUUGCCCUCUCGCGGCUCACCAGGCCGGAGAUGAAGGAUGACUUCCUCCACGGACUGCAGAUGCUGAAGUCUCUGCAGAGUGAGCACGUGGUCACGCUGGUGGGCUACUGCGAGGAAGAUGGCACUGUUCUUACCGAAUAUCACCCCUUAGGUUCCUUGAGCAACCUGGAAGAAACACUAAACCUUUCAAAGUACCAGGAUGUGAACACCUGGCAGCACAGGCUGCAGCUGGCCGUGGAGUACGUGGGCAUCAUUAACUACCUGCACCACAGCCCCCUGGGCACAAGGGUCAUGUGUGACUCUAACGACCUGCCCAAAACAUUGUCCCAGUACCUUCUCACAAGUAACUUCAGCAUCGUGGCAAACGACCUGGAUGCCCUGCCCCUGGUGGACCACGGCUCUGGGGCACUUGUGAAGUGUGGCCACAGGGAGCUCCAUGGGGAUUUUGUGGCACCGGAGCAGCUGUGGCCUUACGGAGAAGACACACCCUUCCAAGAUGAUCUCAUGCCCUCCUAUGAUGAGAAGAUUGACGUCUGGAAGAUUCCGGAUGUCUCCAGUUUCCUUUUGGGGCAUGUGGAAGGGAGUGAUAUGGUUCGAUUUCAUUUAUUUGAUAUCCAUAAGGCAUGUAAGAGCCAGAUCCCCGCAGAAAGACCCACAGCUCAGGAUGUUCUGGACACUUACCGGAAGGUUUUACAUUCACUCAGAGACGCUGUGAAUUCUCAGACAAAAGAGAUGCUGUAAAGACAGGCCACUGAGUGACGGACUUGACGGCUGAGCGGCAUCCCAACUGUUCUACUCUUGAUGGAAGCGCCUUCAUGAACUUCAUGUCUUGUUGACUUUGGUUGUUCAGCCAUGCAGACUCUCCUCUAGGUCUGCAUGCACAGUUGAGUGUACUCUGGUCUCCUGGCAACCUGGAUAGAGGUUGCCAAGCGGGAAAACCUUGCUUCAGUGUGCUUCCUGGUGACGAUGCAGAGAAUCUGUGGCUCUAACAGUGUUUGAAGGGAGUGAUGGUACAGUAAUCAUGAAGACACCUUGCCUACCCUGGUAACUGUAUUUAUAGACUGGUAGGAAGUGGAAAUCUUUAAGUGACCACAUAUGAAAAAACA
This is a messenger RNA of Onychomys torridus (southern grasshopper mouse), 1736 nucleotides long. RefSeq names its product protein O-mannose kinase (gene Pomk). Bases 325 to 1371 code for a protein of 348 amino acids. Gene Ontology annotation, cellular component: endoplasmic reticulum membrane. The transcript has 5 exons. Gene Ontology annotation, biological process: protein phosphorylation; protein O-linked glycosylation; carbohydrate phosphorylation. Gene Ontology annotation, molecular function: protein kinase activity; carbohydrate kinase activity; ATP binding. The record is from RefSeq and is a predicted model, not a curated record. Lineage: Eukaryota; Metazoa; Chordata; Mammalia; Rodentia; Cricetidae.